CAAUAAAGACAGAGGAUGUGCAGCUGUAAGCAGAAAGACAAUGAAAGCAAACAGGACUGCUGAUGUUUUACAAUGGAUCCCAAAUUGGGRGAAAAAAAUGAUGCAACAUCUCUUACAGUGCGACACAGUGUCACUGGUUUUCAUCAAGACUCUACACAGAUUUGUUGAGUGGACUUAGAGAGAGUUUAAUCCCCUCCUCAAGUGGGGAGGAGGGGAGCAACAGGAAGACUGGCAGCCAUGCUGACCAGCUUUAUUGAAGGCCUCCUCUGCUGCCUCGCCUCCAAAUCAGCCAACGUCGUUGUUCCUGUGGAGUCCUCCGAAGCCGCAGACGGCUACGAGUUCGUGGAGGUGAAACCGGGCCGGGUCCUGCGGGUUCGCCACAUCCUCCCRGACCGGCCGGUGGUGGAGGAGCCCACGCAGGGUGGGAUCGUGAGCUGCAAGAGAAAGAUCACAGUCUACCGCAGUGGACAGCUGUUCAUCGAGAACCUGGGCGAGAGGGCGAGCGCCGAGCUGAAAACCUGCCAGAACGGAGACACGGAGCCCAACAGCACGGUGGAGGUGGAGCUGACAGAYGGUCGGAACUCCUCACCGCCUGUCAGCAUACCCGAGGCUCGCUCAGAGUCGGUCGCAGCUGGAAACAACACGGCGACGCCUGAAACAGGAGCAUCAGGAGAAGCGCCUGCCGCAGGACAGCAUGAACCGAGCCAACCACCCCGCAAACGGAGGAGGAAACCCAAACGGACCCUGGUGAUCGACUGCGAGAGGAGGAUCGCCUCCUGUAAGGGGACACAUUCCGACGUGGCUCUGUUCUUCAUCCACGGGGUGGGGGGCUCCCUGGACAUCUGGGGGAGCCAGUUGGACUUCUUUUCCCGACUUGGUUACGAGGUGAUUGCCCCCGACUUGGCAGGGCACGGGGCCAGCUCAGCUCCACAUAUAGCUGCAGCGUACACCUUCUACGCCCUGGCUGAAGACAUGAGACUAAUAUUCAAAAGAUACGCAAAGAAGAGGAAUAUUCUCAUAGGACAUUCGUACGGUGUGUCAUUCUGCACGUUCCUGGCCCACGAGUUUCCAGAUCAGAUCCACAAGAUGGUGAUGAUCAAUGGUGGUGGUCCCACAGCUCUGGAGCCCAGCCUCUGCUCCAUCUUCAACCUGCCCACCUGUGUGCUGCACUGCCUCUCCCCUCUGCUGGCCUGGAGCUUCCUGAAGGCCGGYUUUGCUCGGCAGGGUUCCAAGGAGAAGCAGCUGCUGAGGGAGAACAAUGCCUUCAAUGUGUCGUCAUUCGUGUUGCGUGCCAUGAUGAGCGGACAGUACUGGCCCGAGGGGGACGAGGUCUACCACGCCGAGCUGACGGUACCGGUCCUGCUCGUUCACGGCAUGCACGACAAGUUCGUCCCUGUGGAGGAGGACCAGCGAAUGGCAGAGAUUCUCCUCAUGGCGUUUCUGAAGGUCUUGGAGGACGGUAGUCACAUGGUCAUGUUGGAGUGUCCUGAGGCCGUCAACUCUCUCCUGCAUGAGUUCUUCCUCUGGGAACCAAUCACCCUUCCACCACCGAAAAAGGAGCCCAAAACCCGUCCGGAAACCGCCAAAGCUCAAACAGAAAACACCCGGUCCUCAUCCGAGUCCGCCAAGGUCCGGCCUUCAUCUGCCAAGCAAACCUAACCGAACCGAGUCAGAGUGAAGCUGUUCCAGAUCACAGCUCAGGCAGCACUUCCUGAAAAUUGAGCUGCAAAACCUGAAGAGGAACCAGUUCAUCAGAGCCGGUUUGUUGGUCCUACCAAGGUUAGAAACACUCCGGAGAGUUCAGCUACUGAAAUAAACAAGAAGAUGGUUCAAUUUUCAGCUCACAGGUGUCUCAAACAUGCAGCUUAGGAAGACGUGGUCGUGCCUUGAAGUUGCUUUCUGAGAAAAUUUAAAAAAGUAAUUCAGAGCCACAGGAAGGAUGGUGAGAAAAAACAACCAAAUGGCAAAAGAGAUGAUCUUUGACGUGAAACUGGGAGUAAAAAUCAUCUUGAUUUUAACACUUUUAAAACAGACUGUUUGGAUGCUGGGGUGUGUUUUGUAACGGUAACACUUAUUUUAAAGCAUCAUAGACUUUAACAAGAGUAAAGAAAAUAGUUCACCAAAUUAAAAAAAAUUGUAUUUUUCACUUUUUACAUCUUAGUUUACCCAACAGAUAAGCAAGAGAUUUUGCACCGCGCGCCAAGAAAUGUUGUCAUCCUUGAAUAGUAAAGAGAUGUGGAUACAAGUYCAGAGAUGAAUGUUGUGACUCGUCAAGCUGAAAAGAACAAAAGUCUGAUUAAAUGCUGCUCAGGACAGAAGUGAAAGUAAAUCUGCUGCUUCCUUAAACGAUGCUCAGUCAAGCACACAGGAUUAAAUUUAGUACAAGUUCAUCAAACCUUCAAGCCUCAUCUGAACACAUAAAACUCAGGUGUUAAAACUAUGCAAAGAUUUGCUGAUGGAUCUGAAAAAUACCAAUGCUGUGUUCAUUUUACACAAAAUUACUCACAGUUCUCAGGGUAAACAAGUAAAACCAUCAUUUUAUGCUUUAUGGAUUUUAGCUUUUUUCUUUUUAGACAAGCGGUAAUAAAAUGUUUUUAUUCCAGUACAUUUUGUAACAUGGUGAAAAAAAUGUUUAAAGUAUAAAAAUAUUUCAUAACGUACUGCAUUCAUUUCAAAUACAUUCAUCAAAUUUUUAAUACCUUGUACAAAUGAAAUUUAAAAGGUUUUAACUGACAAAUUUUAUAAGGUAUAUACAUAUUUCUUACCUGUAAAAAAAAGGUUUACAGUUGAAAUUGAACGUGAUCAUUUAUGAAUUAUGUAAAUUAAUGUAUUCCUGCAUAUUUUCAGGUUUUUUUUAACAAACUUUUCAUAUUUUUACAGAGAGCUGCAGAAUGUGAGGACGAUCAGAGAUUUCACUUCUUUAGUAUUAGAUUUUUUGUAUGUAGAAAAUACUUUUUGCACUUCAGUUUUUAAAGUUUAUUUUUUAGAGUUUAGACAAAAUGUAGCAAACAUUUAAUCAGAGAAAAUCACCUGAUUCUGAGGGAAACUGUUCAUUUUACAUGUUGUGUGUCUUAUAUUUUGUAUUUGCCUUCAGCAACGACAAACUGCUGAUUUUAAAAGCGCGGUUAUUUUGUGAAUUUUAUGUUUUAGCAAACUUGUGUUUGUUCCUUUUUCUACAUUUUUUGUGACUACAAUAAAUGUUUACUGAGA
Molecule: messenger RNA, 3210 nt
Organism: Austrofundulus limnaeus
Lineage: Eukaryota; Metazoa; Chordata; Actinopteri; Cyprinodontiformes; Rivulidae
Gene: abhd8b
Product: abhydrolase domain containing 8b
Exons: 5
Coding region: 238-1659 (473 amino acids)
Biological process (GO): phosphatidic acid biosynthetic process; lipid homeostasis
Cellular component (GO): mitochondrion
Molecular function (GO): lysophosphatidic acid acyltransferase activity; carboxylic ester hydrolase activity
Source: RefSeq, a predicted model, not a curated record